Mugil cephalus (flathead mullet) is the source of this 4385-nucleotide messenger RNA. RefSeq names its product membrane bound O-acyltransferase domain containing 2a (gene mboat2a). Gene Ontology annotation, molecular function: acyltransferase activity. Gene Ontology annotation, biological process: lipid modification. The transcript is spliced from 13 exons. The coding region runs from base 729 to 2240 and encodes 503 amino acids. The record is from RefSeq and is a predicted model, not a curated record. Lineage: Eukaryota; Metazoa; Chordata; Actinopteri; Mugiliformes; Mugilidae. Gene Ontology annotation, cellular component: membrane.
UCGCAUGCAUCAUCCUUCGCCUCGCGUUCAAUUAUCUUUUAAGACUGAGAAUUAAAACCAAGAGUCCAUUAACAACGGAGGGUGAGUGGUUGAUGGAUUUCACUUUCCCCUCGCACCGGGUCGAGAGAAACGGUCAUUACGGAGGGCUGGGCCGCCAUCUCCCCACCCACAUUAUCACCAUGUUUAUUGUCGCCAAAGGUUCACUGCUAUCAAGAUAGUUCACGUCCAUUGACCGUCGUCUACUUCGUGCGCAGCGUCCAAAUAUUUUGGCUAGCACGUUAGCUAGCAGGGAGGCAACUUUCAUUUUUUUAAAAAUGUAAAAUAAAACGUAUUUUAUAAGAUGCCGCGCGCGCCCACGACGCGAGGCAAUGGUUGUUUUUAAUUCACGACACGCGAGACAUGUUGUACGUUUUAAAGUUUUUGUUAACGGGACGUAGAAGAAGCCUCGACGUUGUGAGACGGAGACGCUACAGCGGAUGCUAAACGAAAGGGAGAGUAGGGGCGGGGAUGCUCUCGCUUCGCGUGUGUGCUCUUUGUUGGAUGAGUGCCGUGGAUGACAACCGUCCAGCUCGUCGCAACAACAGCAGCAGCAGCAGCAGCGGUGGAGGAGACAGCAGAGGAGACAGCGGCAGUGUGUGUGCGUGUGUGUGCGUGUGUGUCUAUCAUCGCAGGGGAGAGAAGUGAACCGGAGGAAGGAGAGAGAAAGGAUUUCCAGACACCAUCCAAGCAUGGCUACCCAAACGACAGCAUCAUGCACUGGAUCCACUCUGUUGCAGCCACUCAGCGAGAUGAUCAAUCUCCCCCUCGACCAGGUUAACUUUGUGGCAUGCCAACUGUUCGCCCUGCUGAUGGCUGUGUGGUUUCGGCUCUACCUCCACCCCAGUAAGACCAGUCCCUUCAUCAGACAUGUUGUGGCCACACUGUUGGGCUUCUACUUGGCUCUUUUCUGCUUUGGCUGGUAUUCCCUUCACUUCCUGGUACAGAGCGGCCUGUCCUACAGCGUCAUGGUCUUCGCCGGCCUGGAGAACAUGCACAAGUACUGCUUCAUUGUGACACUUGGCUAUCUUAUAUGCUGCCAGAUCACACGGGUCUACGUGUUUGACUACGGCAUGUACUCCGCAGAUUUUACAGGACCCAUGAUGGUUAUAACACAGAAGAUUACCAGCUUGGCAUUUGAAAUACAUGAUGGCUUGGCCAAGCGGGAAGGGCUGACUGCCAAUCAGAAAUACCUAGCUAUCAGCCGUAUGCCGAGCUUGCUGGAGUACCUCAGCUACAACUGCAACUUCCUGGGCAUCCUGGCAGGGCCCACCUGCUCCUACAACGACUACAUGGCGUUCAUCGAAGGGACGGGCUACCGGCCGCGCCACCACGAGAACGCCAACGGCAAGGAGAACGGGAAGUACAAGCAGACCGAGCCCUCCCCGAAGAAUGACGUCAUCUCCAAGCUGUGCACGUGUGCCGUCUCGCUGGGCAUCUAUCUGUCGCUGUAUAAGCUGCUCCCGGUGGAUUACUCCAUAAACGACGACUUCGUCAACUCCACGCCCUUCUAUCUCCAGGUCAUCUACCUUUACCUGGCAAUGCUGGCUCUGAGGCCAAAGUACUAUUUUAUCUGGACGCUUGCUGAUGCUAUCAACAACGCCGCCGGAUUUGGUUUCAAUGGGUACAACAAAGAUGGCUCCCCGCGGUGGGACCUGAUAUCAAAUCUCAGAAUUCUGGACAUUGAGUUUGCCACCAGUUUCAAGAUGUUCCUGGAUAACUGGAAUAUACAGACAGCCCUUUGGCUCAAAAGGGUCUGCUACGAGCGCUGUCCCGUCAACCCCACAGCCGCCACCUUCCUGCUGUCGGCCAUGUGGCACGGGGUGUACCCCGGCUACUACUUAACCUUCCUCACUGGCAUCGCCAUGACCAUGGCUGCACGCGCAGUGAGGCACAACAUCAGGCCGUACUUCCUGGUCUCAGACUCGUACAAGCGCAUCUACGACGUCAUCACGUGGGCGAGCACUCAGGUUGCCAUCAGUUACACGGUGGCGCCGUUUGUCCUACUCGCCGUGGGGUCCUCGCUCAAAUUCUACAGGUCUUGGUACUUCUGCUUACACAUCCUGUGCCUACUGGUGGUGCUGGCCCUACCCGUCAAAUCGAGGCGCCGACAGGCCAAAGGACAGCAGGACGGCGCACUGGACAAGCAGCCAGAUCACAACAGCACAGACAACAACUGCAACCAGAAAGACAAGACCUCGUGAGGCCCGUGACGACGAUGACGACGACGCGGGCCCCAUCAGCAGCAGAAACACUGACACAAACUAGAAAACACUGGGAGCUGGAGUGUGUCGAGUCUGUUUACCUGACAAAGAACCAAAUAUCUCUGAGAAUCCUACGAGACGGAAAAACACAAGUCAACGUCCUGUCAAAAGCUUCCAGCAGCGAGGAUAACAGCAGUCACACUUCUGACAUGGAUAAGAGACCGAGACGAAGAAAUGGCCAUGGCUUAGACUAACGAGCGAUAGCAGUUACAAUUACAUUAGUGAAAAAGAAGACUUCCAAGCUGCCUUAAACCCUCUAUGUACUCUGCAGGUGAAACGACGUGAGCGGAAGUGCAGUAUGUGGAGGGUUUUUGUCAUUGUCUGGAUACAAGCCUCUGUUAGGUGGCAACAGAAAACGUGUACAUGUAAAAGAAACAUAACUCUAUCAUCAGCUGCCAAUUUCAAACAGGCCUUAGGAUCCUCGAAAAAUAUUGUUUGAUUUCUAUGUCUUUUUUAAAAGUCUUUUCUUCAAGAAGAGUUCACAUUGUACGAGUUUUGUAUUUAGAUGUUUGUGACAACACUAUUGGAAAUCCAUUCUUGAUGCUUUUUUUUGUUUGUUCGUUUUUUUUUUUUGUUUUUUUUGUUUUUUUGUUGUUGUUUUUCUGGGGUGGUUUGGAAUACAGAUCUCGUCCGUCUCCAGCAGUGGAAAGUCUAAAAAAGAGGCACUCACAAGAUACUAAAUGGAUUUCUGUUCCUUUAUAUAUUUCUCCAUAUCUGCUGCUUGUUUCUUCGACAUGAACAUGACUCAUCAGAAAAAACGUGUGUUAAAAAGGGAGUUUGUGUUUCCUCCUGUGAAUUAGAAUACGUCUUUUUUUUUCUUUUAAGGAUUUUUGCCUUUCAGUUCAGGCUUCUCUUACUUUUUUUGUUUUGUUUUGUUUUUUAAUCUGCUCACACAUGAAAGGUUUCUUCUGUGUUCGAAACAUAUUGCUUCUGUAAUAUGAGUUUCCAAAAUGAUUUAAUAAUUAAUAAAAUUCCUUAAUAAUAGUUUCGGGAAAGACAUUGGAUUAUUUAAAUUGUUCUUUUUAGUACUUGUAAAGUUGACGUAGUUGUCUUAAAUCCUACUAAUGCAACAGAAGUACAAUUAGAUCCCUGCAUUGGCGUGUAAUUUUAAUUGUCAUAAGGUUUUGUAGCCAUAACUAUUAAAAGCCAAUUGAAUGUAAGACAAAUUGAUGCACAGACUACAGAUUCCAUGCACAAUUUGCAUUUGUCUAUGAGGAAAAUCCAACACAGUUAUUUAAAUGUGUGACAUAGUAAUAUUGUACAAAAUUCAAAGACAUAGGCCAGCGGUUGUGGUAAAUGGUCUUAUUUCAUAUUGUGUGCACUUAAUGUUAGACUAGGGGAUGUUUCAGGGUGCGUCUACUGUAGGUGUAAGAGACACUGGUUCCUCAUGGUGUUUUGUUUCAUCCAUGGCUUGCCUGAAGCCUCUCAGAUCAUCAAGUUUGCUCUUUACGGAGUUCAAACAGCCACCACUGGGCUACUUUAUUUUCGCAGAGAAACCGUGUUGCAGAUAAUCUAAAGCACGUCUCACUAAAAGACUGGGGAUUAUUCUGGGGAUUUCGAGCUCAUUUCAAAUAUCAGCACACCCUUCAUGAAAAUCUCUGAGUAAUUUUAGUUGAAUUCCUGUUGUACAAAAUAAUAACAAAGCGCCAGAAGUGAGCUUUGAGACACUCUAUUGCGUUUUAAGACCUUCUAACACUUGCAUUUCCUUGCCAUAACUGUAUGUGUACCAGUAUCCAUGUGUUGAUGUAAACUAUAUCUGUAGCCUGGGCCGUGUGCAGGCGAGCGCGGCCCACCCAAGGGAAAGGGACGUCGUCCUGCAAACAUAGCGAUUAUUGCACUGCAUGGCCACCCGAACCAGCAGAUCAAUGCAAACUGGCUCCAUAUGUCCAAAGUGCCAAAUCAUGAGCGGCGCAUUUUGUUUUUGUGGGUAUGCCUGCCUGUGUGUGUUUGUGUGUACGUGUGCCUGUGUAACAUAAUGGUUAUUUUUGUGUCGGAAGGAAAUUUAUUGAAAGAUUUGUAUAACAGUACAUUAAAAUUCUGAUUUAUGUGGCAAAAAUAAAGAGAAAUUAUUUUUAAAUGCUAAAA